This is a messenger RNA of Ilex paraguariensis (yerba mate), 3383 nucleotides long. Lineage: Eukaryota; Viridiplantae; Streptophyta; Magnoliopsida; Aquifoliales; Aquifoliaceae. The record is from the annotation of a GenBank genome assembly.
AUGUUGGCAAAUGUUCCACCAGGGGGUUUGCAGAAGAAAAUUCAGAAUAAGUUAAUGGAAUGUAAAGAUAGAAGGAUGAAGGCAACGUUGGAAAUCUUGAGGAACAUGAGGAUUCUCAAGCUUCAGGGGUGGGAAAUGAAGUUCUUGUCUAAAAUUAUCGAGCUCAGGAAUAUCGAGACGGGAUGGCUGAGAAGAUUUAUGUACACUUCUGUCAUGACCAGUUUUGUCUCUUCGGGUGCUCCUAUAUUUGUUCCUGUGAUCACCUUUGGUGCUUGCAUGCUUAUGGGAAUCCCACUUGAAUCAGGAAAGAUAUUGUCAGCCCUUGCAACAUUUCGAAUACUUCAAGAGCCCAUUUAUCACCUUCCAGACACAAUUUCAAUGAUAGCUCAAACUAAAGUUUCACUUGAUCGAAUUGCCUCGUUCCUUCGUCUUGAUGACCUGCAGCCUGAUGUUACAGAGAAGCUUCCAAGAGAUAAUUCUGAAACAACUAUUGAGAUAGUUGAUGGGAAUUUCUCUUGGCACAAAUCCUCCACUAGUCCAACUCUGAAAGAUAUAAAUAUGAGAGUGUCUCAUGGUAUGAGGGUUGCUGUUUGUGGUACCGUUGCCUCUGGAAAGUCAAGCUUUCUCUCCUGUAUUUUGGGAGAGAUGCUCAAGAUAUCAGGGAAUGUUAAGCUUGGUGGAACAAUGGCCUAUGUUGCUCAAUCACCCUGGAUACAGAGUGGAACAAUAGAAGAAAAUGUACUGUUUGGUAAGGAGAUGGACAGACAGAGGUAUGAAAGGAUUCUGGAAGCAUGUACUUUAAAAACUGAUCUGGAAAAUCUAUCAUGUGGUGAUCAGACGAUUAUAGGUGAGAGGGGAAUCAAUCUGAGUGGCGGACAAAAGCAGAGAAUUCAGAUUGCACGAGCUCUGUAUCAAAAUGCUGAUAUAUAUCUACUUGAUGAUCCAUUUAGUGCUGUGGAUGCUCAUACAGGCACCCAUCUCUUCAAGAAAUGCUUAUUGGGACUUCUGCGUUCGAAAACAGUGAUUUACGUUACUCAUCAAGUAGAGUUCUUAACUGCAGCAGAUCUGAUCCUGGUCAUGAAAGAGGGAAGUAUAUCACAAGCUGGAAAGUACAAUGACAUACUCAAUUCAGGAAGUGGCUUUAUGGACCUUGUAGGUGCACAUCAAGAAGCUCUAUCGGCACUUGAUUCCAUAGAGGUUGGGACAAUCUCCAAAAAAAUAGACAUCGUAGAGGAAGACAAUAGUAUGCAGUGUGUUAGAAAGGUAGUCCAGAAAACGAGCCCCAAAGAUGCUCCAAAUGGUAAACCAGACGAUAUUUUGGGGCCAAAAAGACAAAUUGUUCAAGAAGAAGAGAGAGAGAAAGGUGGAGUUGGUUUCUCAGUCUACUGGAAAUAUAUCACAAUGGCGUAUGGAGGAGCCCUUGUGCCCCUUAUACUGUUGGCACAAGUUUUGUUUCAGCUACUUCAAAUUGGAAGCAAUUAUUGGAUGGCUUGGGCUACUCCAGUGUCGAAGAGUGUGGGUCCUCCUGUUGAUGGAUAUACUCUCAUAAUUGUUUUCAUGGCUUUGGCAAUUGGUAGUUCUUUUUGCAUCCUCAUCAGAGCCUUGCUUCUUCUCACAGCUGGGUACAAGACAGCCACACUGCUUUUCAAUAAAAUGCAUUCACGUAUUUUUCACGCCCCCAUGUCUUUUUUCGAUGCCACCCCAAGUGGCCGAAUCCUAAACAGAGCAUCUACAGACCAAAGUCUUGUGGAUUUGAAAAUCCCAAAUCAAAUUGGGACAUUUGCCUUUUCAAUAAUACAGCUCUUGGGAAUUAUUGCAGUAAUGUCACUUGUUGCAUGGGAGGUUUUCAUCGUCUUUAUACCUGUGAUUGCAGUUUGUAUCUGCUUACAGAAAUAUUACAUACCUUCAGCACAAGAACUAGCACGUUUGACUGGAGUGUGCAGAGCUCCAAUUAUACAGCAUGUUGCUGAAACAAUCUCAGGAUCAACUACUAUCAGGAGCUUUGAUCAGGUAACAAGAUUCCGGAAGACAUGUAUGAGACUGAUAGAUAAAUAUUCUCAUCCACAGUUUUACAAUGCUGCUGCAAUGGAGUGGCUAUGUUUCCGCUUGGAUAUGUUGUCUGCUAUUACAUUUGCUUUUUCAUUGGUUUUCUUGAUAUCGAUUCCAGAUGGAACAAUUGAUCCAACUGUCGCGGGAUUGGCAGUGACAUAUGGGCUUAAUCUGAACAUAAUAGAAGCCUGGGUUAUAUGGUACCUUUGCAAUAUACAAAAUAAAAUCAUAUCAGUUGAAAGAAUACUUCAGUACAUUUCCAUCCCCAGUGAGCCUCCUCUUGUUAUAGAAUCAAACAGGCCAGACCUUCAUUGGCCAUCCCAUGGAGAAAUUGCAAUUCAUGAUCUUCAGGUUCGUUAUGCCCCGAACUUGCCACUUGUGUUACGAGGCCUUACAUGCACUUUCCCUGGAGGAAAGAAGACUGGCAUUGUAGGGAGGACUGGCAGUGGAAAAUCUACUCUUAUACAGACACUCUUCCGCAUUGUUGAGCCAACUUCUGGACAAAUUUUGAUAGAUCACAUCGACAUCUCCACCAUUGGACUCCAUGAUUUACGAUCAAGGCUGAGCAUAAUUCCACAGGAUCCAACCAUGUUUGAGGGGACUAUUCGAAGCAACCUGGAUCCUCUUGAAGAGUAUAGGGAUGAAGAGAUUUGGGAGGCUCUUGAUAAGUGCCAGUUUGGAGAUGAGGUUAGGAAGAAGACCGGCAAGCUUGAUUCACCAGUUACUGAGAAUGGAGAAAAUUGGAGUAUGGGUCAAAGGCAGCUGGUCUGUCUUGGCCGUGUGCUGCUCAAGAAAAGCAAGGUCUUGGUGCUUGAUGAGGCCACAGCAUCAGUUGAUACAGCAACAGAUAAUUUGAUUCAGCAGACCCUUAGGCAGAAUUUCUCUGAUUCCACAAUCAUCACAAUUGCCCAUAGAAUAACAUCUGUGCUUUACAGUGACAUGGUCCUACUCUUAAAUCACGGACUAAUUGAGGAAUAUGAUCAUCCAACCAAGUUGCUGGAAAACGAGUUCUCAUCAUUUUCAAUGCUUGUACGAGAGUACAGCAUGAGAUCCAAUUCUAGUUUGGGCACUUCAUAAACAUUUGAAUGUCAGACCUUCAUUGGGCACCCAACUAACAUAUGCUUAUAUGCAAAGUUAUCUACAAGUUUCGGCAGCCCCUGGCAGAACCUGAUCAAUGUAUACUAUUGACAACAUAACCACCACAUGUACAAAGCCCUUUUUCUUUUGGUUCUACAUAAUAUUUUUCACUCACUCUUGCAUUUUGAUCUCUUUUUUCAGAGGAAUGUAUUCUUCUCCUCUUGAUCUUGUGUCUAUUGGUAUCAAGAAAGAAAUUU